AAUUUGUCCUUUAAAUUCAAGUACAGUUCAAGGUCAAGUUUUCUUGUUGUUAUCACCAAAAGUGGUUACAAUUUGGUAGAACAUUUAAAAAAAAAAAAAAAAAAGUUUGUAGAGAAUGUUAGGAUAUUGUGUCUCCCAUUUGUUUGUUUGUUUGUUUGUUUGUUUACUUAUCGGCGUCGGAGUCCUACGGCAGGAAGUGCUUCAGGAAACCUUCAUCAUCAUCAUCCGGGUCGGUUUGUGGUCACAGCGGAUCCGAGAUGGCGACUCACAUGUCGAGGUGUAGAGGCUGGAGUCGUGUCCACAGGUUUGGGAUAGCAGCUUACAGAAAGUACAGCAGCGGCGGUGGAUACCCAAAUAUCUCUCUCUCUGCGCCGUUGCCCGGGAUCCCCAAGCCGGUGUUUGCAUCUGUGGAUGGUCAAGAAAAAUAUGAGACCAAGAUUACUACUUUAGAAAAUGGCCUUAAAGUCGCCUCCCAAAACAAGUUUGGUCAAUUCUGCACAGUUGGAGUUUUAGUAAACUCUGGAUCCAGACAUGAAGCAAAGUACCCGAGUGGAAUAGCACACUUCUUAGAGAAACUUGCCUUUUCUUCCACAGCUCAGUACGGCAGUAGAGAUGAAAUUCUCCUCACGUUGGAAAAACACGGAGGGAUAUGUGACUGCCAGACAUCGAGAGAUACCACCAUGUAUGCAGUAUCUGCUGAAGUGAAGGGUCUGGACACGGUGGUCAGUCUUCUGUCUGAUGCCGUUUUACAGCCUCGCCUGCUGGAUGAAGAGAUCGAGAUGACGAGGAUGGCGGUUCGUUUUGAGUUAGAGGACCUGAACAUGAGGCCGGACCCUGAACCUUUACUCACUGAGAUGAUCCAUGCUGCUGCAUAUCGAGGUAACACGGUUGGACUGCCUCGUUUUUGUCCUGGAGACAACGUGGAUAAGAUCGAUAAGAAAGUGCUUCACAGCUACCUGCGUAACUAUUACUGUCCUGAGCGGAUGGUGCUGGCGGGAGUCGGCAUCGAGCACGAGCAGCUGGUCGAAUGUGCCAGGAAGUACCUGCUGGAUGUGAAGCCGGUGUGGGGAGCGAUCACAGCGGCCAACGUAGACCUCUCUGUGGCACAGUACACUGGCGGCAUUGUAAAGAUGGAGAAGGACAUGUCAGACGUGAGCCUCGGCCCCACGCCGAUCCCAGAGCUCACCCACAUCAUGAUCGGCCUGGAGAGCUGCUCCUUUCUGGAGGACGACUUCAUCCCGUUCGCUGUCCUAAACAUGAUGAUGGGCGGAGGUGGCUCCUUCUCCGCUGGAGGACCUGGGAAAGGCAUGUUCACUCGCCUCUACCUGAACGUACUCAACAGGCAUCAUUGGAUGUACAACGCCACCUCCUACCAUCACAGCUAUGAGGACAGCGGUCUGCUGUGUAUCCAUGCCAGUGCGGACCCCAGACAGGUGCGGGAAAUGGUGGAGAUAAUAACUAGAGAGUUCAUUCAGAUGGCUGGAAAUGCCGGAGAGAUGGAGCUGGAGAGGGCCAAGACGCAGCUGAAGUCCAUGCUGAUGAUGAACCUCGAGUCGCGGCCGGUUAUUUUCGAAGAUGUCGGUCGCCAAGUUCUCUCGACAGGAAAGAGAAAGCUGCCACAUGAACUGUGUGCGCUGAUAAGCAACGUGACCGCCAGUGACAUUAAAAGAGUGACCGCCAAGAUGCUGCGCAGUAAACCAGCAGUAGCAGCUCUGGGAGACCUGACGGAGCUGCCGUCAUACGAACACAUUCAAGCCGCUCUGUCCAGCAAGGACGGACGUCUGCCCCGCAUGUAUCGCCUCUUCCGAUAGACAUCCCCACCCCCACCCCCAAUCGCCAUUUUUGCCAGUCAGCCCUGGCAAACAUCACUGUAAAUAAACUGGACUGUUUGGAAGCUUACACUAGUGUUCCCUCCCAACACAGAACUCACUCUUGGGAGGGGACUAAUUCCUGGGCUCUCGACUGAGCCUCUGAGUGGGGAUUUUAAUGAAAAAAAAUACAUUUUACUCUACAGUAAGUUACCUUUGUCUACACAGUCGUAGUAUCUGUAUUUAUUCUUUGUGGGCAGGAAGCCAUAUGUCAUUAUUUACUGGGAUGGUUUGCAGAAGUUUGGUUUGAAAGGGACAUUCCACCCAAAACCAAAAUUUAAGUGUUAAUUUUCCAUUGGGGGAAAAAAACAAACAAACUGUGUUGUUUUGUUAAAGUUUAUGAAUGAAUGAUGAUACACUGUGAAAAGAUCUAAAUUAGCUUGUUUAGGUAGAGAGAAAGAGUUCGGCUAACAUCCCAGAAAUGUUUUUUUUUUCAUCUCUGGAAAACUCGCCAAGCUUCACCUGGAGCCUCUUUUUCAGCAGUGGAUGGAUUUAAAAAAAAAAAAAUAGUUGAGAAUCUUUAUUUAUACAACAGCACUUCAUAAUGUCCCUUCACAGGCACAGGAGACACGAUACACAGUUAGAGGAAAUAGAUUAAUAAAGGAAUUGCUGAUUUUUCUUUUUGAUCAGUGUGGCCACAACUUUACACCUGCAGCCAGUUUCUCCUGAAAACUUUAAAUCAUGUUUCUGUCACCGUUGUGUCUCAGUUUUACUGUGAAGAGAUUGAAAUCUAUACUGAAACCUGUUCUUUUGUAUUUUUGUGAUUGUGUUCAUGCCCUUACAAAGUACCCCAAAAUUUUAAAAAAAGUUAAAGUUAAACAUAAAGUUUUGGGAAUUAUGCUUA
Molecule: messenger RNA, 2712 nt
Organism: Thunnus maccoyii (southern bluefin tuna)
Lineage: Eukaryota; Metazoa; Chordata; Actinopteri; Scombriformes; Scombridae
Gene: pmpca
Product: peptidase, mitochondrial processing subunit alpha
Exons: 13
Coding region: 258-1811 (517 amino acids)
Cellular component (GO): mitochondrion
Molecular function (GO): metalloendopeptidase activity; metal ion binding
Source: RefSeq, a predicted model, not a curated record